Messenger RNA from Soboliphyme baturini, 510 nucleotides. The record is from the annotation of a GenBank genome assembly. NCBI's taxonomy places the organism in Eukaryota, Metazoa, Nematoda, Enoplea, Dioctophymatida, Soboliphymatidae.
AUGAGACCCAUUUUUAUUGAUGGCAGCAACGUGGCAAUGAGCUUCGGACGACACAGAACCUACGAUCUCGAAGGAAUAUUGAUUUGCGUCCGAUAUUUUCUUGAACGAGGCUAUGAUGUCUUUACAUUCGUGCCAAAUAGUAUUAUAUCCCGUUAUUCGGACUUGUCUCAGUCUUACAAGAACACCCUGCAUUGGAUGGCUAAAGAAAGACUGCUAUCGUUUACUCCAUCACGGAAAAUUUUUUGUAAUGGGAAAAAGAAAACAAUGAAAUGUUACGAUGACCUUUUCGUCAUUAAUUGUGCUUUCGAAUUUGGAGGAGCCAUUGUUUCGAACGAUCAAUUCCGAGACGUCAUUGCAAUGCAUCCAGAACUGAGUAGCAUAAUUUUGAAAAGGUCUCGCGACUGUAGUGGGCAUCGAGCAACGCACUCUAUCAGUUUUGCGUGCCAAUAUUUUCUACUACGUGAAUUAUUUAACUGUGACAUCUGUGAUCCAUUUGACGAUGCCCAUUAG